UGACACAGUUGACGUCACACGCACCUGUCGCAAAAGGUCAAAACCACAGUUCACUGAGCACUGGGUACAUCAGCUGACACACAGCCAGUGACUGGAGUUCCACACAUACACGUACACGCCAGUCACCCGUCAAACCGGAAUCCCGUUAUUGUUUGGGGAUAUUUUUGUUUUCUUUCACUGGUUGAGUGUCGGGUGUGGAGCAGACGACCGACGUCGAGUGACGACAUUGUUGUUACAGUCGUCGCACGUCGCCCUAUAAUACAGUUUUGCCUACAAUAGUUGAAGCCGCUAGGAACACCAACAACUGGGUUAAAGGUAACAGACUUCCUGCUACAGGUGAGUCAACUGUUUGUUGGUAGUUAUUGUCGCUCUGUCAUCACGUGUGUCGAGCGUUGAGACGGUCUAGUCAAUCUUGCUCAUGUGUAGACACAUUUCAGUGGGUGACACGACACGAUAAGGUAUCGAAGAUAGUAUGUUGACCUUAUGUCUUGAAUUAUUUUGCAGAAUAAAACCAAUAGACAAACAUACAGAGAACAGUAGAGAUUGUGUCAUCUAGACGAGCAAAGUUCUCCACGAAUGUAAAUACAAGUGUUUUACGGAUGAUGUCAGAUUAUCACUGCUACUGUCAGACUAUUGCAGCAGAGUUGCAUGACUAUAAAUAGACGUUUGGGUGAAGAGCAAAUAAAGGGACACACAUAAUCAGACCACAUUAACUGAAAGGUUUUCACCACAUAUUCUCAUUAAAUUGUCGUCAUAGACCAUCACAAACAACACAGCUCAGAUUAAAUAGUUCUCUACCUAACAUCUGUUUCUGUAUGCGCGAGCGCGUUUGUGUGUGUGUGUGUGUGUCCCGUUAUAAAUACACUUACCUGCUGUCUAUUGAAAGUGGUAAUUCAAGUCAUAUUGUGAUCAACAACUACUUGCAGCAUCACCUAGUCCCUGUAUGCCUUAACACAAGGUUGGAUCACCAUUGAUAUGACGAGCUCGUGGAUGAGACUUGUUGUUCUGCUGUGUGGUGUGUACAGAACAUUAGGAGUAGGAAUAAUUAAGUGUAACAACAACAAGUUAGAAAUAUUUGAAGACUCACCUGCUCCAGUCACGUGUGGAGACUUCACCAGUACAGCUGAUGUUUACUGGCGACGAGGAGAUGGAGUAAUUAUCGGAGAGUGUAAUGCUAACACUGGCUGCAUCAGUAACUUAUACAACGACUACAGACUCAGCAGGUCACCGCAGUCCACGGAGAGUCAGCUGACCCUUGUCCCUGAUUACCGACGUCACGCGGGUCUCACGGUCACGUGUCAGGACAGAGGGAGUGGCUGUAUAGCCUCCUGUACUCUCGUCAUCAGACGUCACCCUGAGCUCAGUGAGUGUCACGUGACCACCAACCCUGUGGACUGGACUGUGUCAGGUUCAUGUCGUGUACAACAAGCUUUCUCCUCUGAUAACAUCUACACCUGUACAUGGACACGGAACACAGGGCAGCAGACAUUUGGAGGGUUUGAUGCCAGUCGUGAGCUGUGUUCGUUCACACAAGCUUUGCCACAAGCCGGGGGACUGUACACCUACAGCAUUUCUGUGUCUCCUCCUUCUACUACAGCCUUUUCUCAGCAACUGACACUAGUGGCUCCAGGUGACGUAACAACCACGUGUCCACACUCGGUGGUGAGUGGAGGAGACCUGUCCUGUACAUGUCAGACGACAAACACCGCCAGUCCUCCAGCCACAGUGAGAUGGGAGGGACGAGACAGUGAGAAGCUGGUGAAGACUAACGUACAGCGGGAGGACAACGGCACACAGUUCACGUGUCACGUGACAUGGGCUGGGCGUGUCUACACCUCCAUCACCUACACUCUGCUGGUUGAUGAUGUGGAGGGCCCCAGUGAUGUCGUCAUUAGCGAAACACAUCAUCCAGGUAGCAACGGUUCAACAGUCAUAAUGUUAUCAUGUAACACAACAGGUGCUGUGUACCCAGGUGUGAACUUUACCUGGAGUGCAGGUGUUUGUCAGAAUGAAACACACGCCGCCAGGAGCAGCACGUGCACCGUUAGUCUGGACGCCAAGGAUGACGGGAAAAGUGUGACGUGUACACUAUAAAUAGUAUCGACAGCCGGAUAUCCGUCUCGACAUCAGUGACACUUCGGAUAACUGGGACAGGAAACAUCAGCGUUGUCUUGACAACAGAUUCACUGUCAUCAGCAUCGGCUGUCGUCGGACCCGUCGUCGGAGCUGCUGUCGCUGUGAUUGUAACUGCCGUCAUCGCCAUUUCGCUCGUUAUUAUCAUCAGGAGAAGGCGCACAUUAAAGAAAGCGCCAGAAAAGACAACAAAGAGCCAUCCGUGCCAGGAUUCUGAGUUCGAGGACCACAUCAACGAGGUGUACGACAGUUCUGAGACUGCCGGACCACACAGCAGCUGCGGUGACAACUACAGGUCACGUGGUCAGGGUACAGACAGGGAAGCCAGUCACAGGAAUAAACAAGAGGUCAGCGCGCAGUAUGAAGACAGUCCGAGUGGAGGAUAUUACAGUGAGAUACGGGAGGUGGGCACUGGCAACACCUACCCUCAGCCUCACCACCGGCUGUCUAUGAACCCCUACAGCAACUGAGACACGGAUGGGGCACGUUAAGUUUCUUUGGAUGUCACAGUCAUCACUAAAUGUCACAGACAUCACUGGAUGUCAAUUGCUGAAUUCAUUAGUAUCCAUGGUUAUCAGUUGAUGUCUGCACGUCAUCUAUAUCUCUCCACGGUCAUGACUGGGAAGAGAAGGAAACAUUGAGUAAUCUUCGUGAACAGAAUACAGAUUUAUUCGCCAGGUGACUUUGUAGUAGGCCAUCACUUUUUUUUAUAACCAAGAAUUACACACCUGUAGUCGCCACUACAAGCACGUGAAAUGUAGCCACACAUGUACACAAAAUUCCUCUUAUUUUGAUCGCUCUUUUCCUCGAUCUUUCUUCACCCUCUCUCUCUCACACACACACACACACAUGAAAACACAAAAACCUACACACACGCAUACUGUAUACUUCAUCCACACAUUUCAACUCCGCCAAAACUACAUUCUUAAAGAUACUCAAAGAAAUAUGCGUGCUCGCACAGACUUGUUACACAACUACGUACAGAAGUAAAACUUACGGAAAUUGUGACUUUUAAUAAUUAUAUAUAUAUAUUGAAAAAGCCAGUAGUUAUACAAGCAAAACUGCCUGACAUUAGGUUUUCUAUAAAAACAAUAACAGACCUCGAGCAUUUUGUGGAUGACCAUGACAGUAAAAUUGUUGAUUUAACAACAUCAAAGAAUGAAGGAUGUGUAAAGACUCACUCAAACCACAGGUGGUCUGAAGGUGACACAAUGGUCGACUAGGAACUUGACUAAUGUCAUUUGUUAUCAAAGUAUUGAGUAGAGAAAAAGAUAUUAUCAUGACAUCCAUAUACACACUUAGUAUUCUAGUCCACUUUGAGUUUUUCUUACUAAAUAUUAGUCUCAGUAAGUUUAGAGUUUUCUUGUCUUUGUUUAUGUUCCAUAAAAGUUUUGUACUUGGCGUUUGAUUGAAGAUCGCAUGACGAGGUAGAAGAAUAGAACAUUUGAUACUAGGA
Pomacea canaliculata is the source of this 3589-nucleotide messenger RNA. RefSeq lists its product as uncharacterized. The transcript has 9 exons. The coding region runs from base 976 to 2094 and encodes 372 amino acids. The record is from RefSeq and is a predicted model, not a curated record. NCBI's taxonomy places the organism in Eukaryota, Metazoa, Mollusca, Gastropoda, Architaenioglossa, Ampullariidae.